AUGAAGGCGAUGGCGACGGCGGCGGCGGCGGCGGCGGCCCAGCUGGUGAUGCUGCUCCUGAUUGCCGGUCCCGCAGCGUGUCGCGGCCAGGUGCAAUUUUCUCGAAUGGCCCAGACGUUGCUCGCCAGAUCCAACAAUGGUGGCGAGUAUUAUUGGGCCCACGAUCAUCAAACGCUGGAACAGUGCAAGGCCCUGUGCACCUUUGACAUGCACUGUCGCUCCUUCGACUAUCAGACCAACCUGGCGGAUGGUGGAGAUUGCUACUUGUCCUUUGACAACUCUUCCACUGGCAUUGUGACCUCGUACCCUUACUUUGAUCUCUACGAUGUCAACAACGCCCCCUCCAGCCUGCCUUUCUUCACUCGAACCCCACAACGAUACCUGAUCAACAAUAACGAUGGCGGCCGGUUUGAAAACUUGGGCAUGUCCGCCGAAGCCUGUGCCUCCCAAUGCCUCCGUGAUCUCGCCUGUCUCUCCUUUGAUUUCUUCUCCGACUCGACUGGGACGCGAUGCUACAUCUCUUAUGAAACCGCCGCCCAGGCGGGCCCUGGUAGCCUGGAUUACACCGCCACCGGUAGCUACUACGAGCGUCUUCCCCUGGUGGCCUCGCCCUCCAACCCCCAUUGCCCUCCCGGUCACGUUUCUCCCACUGGCUACUUCAACGAUGCCUUUCCAGCUGGCCGAAAUUGCGUCAAGUGUCCCAACAACACGUACGCCGCCAACGCCAAAGCCUACUGUGCUUCCUGCCCCAAGGGCUUUGUCAGCCCCGCCGGCGCUGACACCGUCGAUGCUUGCCAACCCAACACCACCAUCUUCUCAAAUGCCACCCUCUCGAUUGGCGAUCGCUACGUUGGUCGCUACUCCAUCGUCUGCGGGCCCGCAGUCGAAUCCGAUGGCCACCUGGAACUCACCGUCAUUAGCAUCACCGCGUCUGCCACCAGCGCAGCCUACAUUGUCCGCGUUCAAGUUGAACUGGUGGAUGAGGAUGAUUUUGAUGUGGAAUUUGUGCAGGACAUUACGGUCGACGAUGUGUACGCCACCUCCAUCCCAAUUUACAUCGCCGCCAGAGCUGGUGGCAUCAACAACGUCUUUCGUGGCACAAUUGCCGUUGGCAGCAGCGACGACCCGACCGACCAGGGCCUCAGCUUCUCAGGCACCCUGACCCAGGGCACUUGCCCGGGUUAUUUUUCGGCUCUUCGCUCCUGUCAUCUCCCUCAUAGCGGAACCCCCUUUGAAAUUGGAGAUCAAUGGGUUGGCAGCUUCGAGUGCACGGCCUAUUAUGGCCUCCUGCCAGACACCUCGCACCGUCGUCUUGAUGUCAUUGUCACCGGCAUCAGUGGGAACAACUUUACCGUUCUUGUCGAUGUCACCUCGGAUUCGCUCGAAGAAUCUCGUUACCGCGCGACCGGUUCCUUUGAUCCAGUGACGCGCAAGGUCGUGAUUCUACCACGUGGUGCCGACGCGUGGAUCUCGCGCCCAAGCAAUACCGUGACAGCAGAUAUGGUUGGAACGAUUUCCGAGGAUAAUCUUCUCUUCACGGGUCAGCGAGACCCCAACCCCCUUUGCGAGUGCACUGGCGAAACUUUUGUUCGCAAUGGCCAAACAGUCGGGGGCUACUGUUCGACGACAGGUCGCCCCACCACUAGUUACCCGGCCACGCAGUGGUGCUAUGUGCACCCCGAUUGCCCCGACGGCGAGGAUGACAUUGAAGCCGGUUUACGUUGGAUGGAUUGUCUGGCCACUGAAUUGUGUGAUGCUGUUGAACUUCAUCGUGUGUGCCCCGACCCUGGCUUUGAUGUGGGACCAUGCUCUUGUGAAGGCUAUGCCGACGCUGCAGGAGCGGGUGCCACUUGCCAAAUGUAUGCCACAGGCCCCAUCGACCACGAUAUGCCCAUCUCGCAGCCCUGGUGCUACGUUCGAGAAAGUUGUAACCGGGCACAAGCUGGCAAAAACAGCACUUGGUGGGCCACGUGCGACUCUGCCGCAACCACAACAACCACGACCGUCGCAACAACCACGACAACCACAACAACUACUACAACUACUACAACGACUACGGCUUCCACGACAAGCACGACUACCACGACUUCCAGCUCGUCUUCCGAAGCCCCUAGCUCGACCACGACUACAACUACCACAACAACAACCACUACAACCACUACUACCACUACUACCACUACCACUACUACCACUGCUGCCGCUACUACCACUACUACCACUACCACUGCUACCACUACUGCCACUACUACCACUACGACCACUACUACCACUACUACCACGACUACGACCACUACUACUACUACUAAUACUGCUACUCCUACUACUACCACCACCACCACCACCAGUAUCACAGCCCUAUCAACGGAAGAACCGACAUCGACAAUCAAGGCAACAACAUCCAAGGCAACAACACCCGAGGCAACAACACCCGAGGCAACAACACCCGAGGCAACAACACCAGAGGCAACAACACCAGAGGCAACAACACCAGAGGCAACAACACCCGAGGCAACAACACCCGAGGCAACAACAUCCAAGGCAACAACACCCGAGGCAACAACACCCGAGGCAACAACACCCGAGGCAACAACAUCCAAGGCAACAACACCCGAGGCAACAACACCCGAGGCAACAACACCCGAGGCAACAACACCCGAGGCAACAACACCAGAGGCAACAACACCCAAGGCAACAACACCCGAAGCAAGCACGACGACUCCCGGCGUCACCAUCACGUCAACAGAAGACGUUUUCACAAGUGAAGCCUGGGACGUGACCACAACACCAUCCGAGCCGACCUCCACCUCUACAGCCUCUCCGUCCGAUCUCGUUCCUAGUACCGCUUCUGCCGCUCCUUCUGCGGCGAGCUCGUCGGCUCCAGACGUUACCUCGACGACGAGCGAGGAUACAUCAUAUCUUUCUGUGCUGGUGGUGCGCAUCACCGGUGUCACCCCGGCUGAUAUCCAAACCAGCACGUUGGUUACGGCUGUCGUUGAUGCCGUGGGCACCAUCUCUGGCACUGAUGGCCUGGUGACAUCUUCGGACGUUCAGCUGAUGGAUGUACGUGAGGGAUCUGCCAUCGUGACGUAUGGCGUCGAGGCCAAUGCACGCAGCGUGCGACGACUGACGUGUGCACUUUUGGAGCUCAGCGCUUCCAACGCCCUGUUGGAUGAGUUGCAGCAACUCGAAGCCGAAACCUUUAACACAUCGACUCUGACACGGUCCACGAUGCUGCCCUGUCAAUUGUGCGACACAAGCAUCUGUGCACCAACGACAACGACAACCACCACACCCAUGGGCCGGCUCAACACCAUCGACCCCGAGGCAGCACGCGGAAACGGCGAAAGCGACAAAAGCGCGGACACGGCCACGUCUGUGGGUGUACCCAUUGGUGUGGUGCUGGCCGUCCUGCUUUUGAUUCUGCUCAUUGCAUUGUUCGUGCGCCGCCGUCGUGCGCCCGAGCAGCCAUCGGGUGUGCCCACGCCUGUGUUGACAAGCAGCAACGGAGCCGCACUCGCCUACAGCAACCCUCUCUUUGCUGACGACAGUGGAGAUGAGGAAAGCCAAACUGGCGUUGUUACGCCACCCAAGGAGCAGAGGACGCUCAACAACGGUGCUUAUGUCACCAUGCCGGGCGCAGGUUCGCGGCAACUGAACAACGGGGCUUACGAUACCGUGUCGCCGCGCGGUGCCCCAAUCUCCAACAACAUGUAUCAGACUGUGGUGGGUAAUGCCGAUCCUGAGUCGGGGUAUAUGCAUGUGGAAGGCGUGGACGGCCCCGACUAUGACACGAUCGAUUUUGAUCACGCCUCAUCCGAGGCCAAUGCCAGUGGCUACCUUCAGACUGACUUGACUGACCGACGCAAUUCAUUCAUGUGCCUGAAACUCCACAACAUCUUGUCCAUGUCUGAGGAGAAGCAGUUCAAGUGGCAGGUCAAGCCCGGAGGCACCGUCCCCGCCGACUCGUUCGAGAUGCAGCACGCCAAGAGCCAGCUCGGUGCCACGUCCCAGGCCAAGUCCCUGCAGAUCAACAAAGGUGGUGAGGGUGCCCCUGCCGUCGAUGCCGAGGCCUUUGCCGUCAAGUCGGCCAUGAACGCCCCCCGUGCUGCCCAGGUCGUCAACGCUGUCGACAAGACUCAGGCCUCGCGCCACAAUGCCAGCGGCUACUAAACGCCCGGCCCAGGACAUGCAAUUCAAACUCGGGUGGCUCUUUGAUCUUGUUUUUUCUUUCGGAUUUUGCAAGGAGUGACGGCCUUACUCACCGUAGCUGACUGUCUUUUGCGCCCGUGUCUUGUCGUCGAGUCCCAUGUUCCUUUUUUUUUUUUCUCUGCUUUUUUUUGUGCGUAUCAUUCCAUUCAACCUCGUCGAGCCCCAUCGGCGAAAUGACCCAAUUUAACACGAAGCCUC
Messenger RNA from Monosiga brevicollis MX1, 4407 nucleotides. RefSeq lists its product as uncharacterized. Bases 1 to 4170 code for a protein of 1389 amino acids. NCBI's taxonomy places the organism in Eukaryota, Choanoflagellata, Craspedida, Salpingoecidae. The transcript is spliced from 5 exons. The record is from RefSeq and is a predicted model, not a curated record.